GGGGUUGAGCUGCCGCAGGGGGAGGGGGCCUGGGGCUGAGAAGCAGCUGUUAGCGGCUGCCAGGAGACGUUAUCGGCCGUUCGUUAGGGCCGAGGAAACCCUCGGGAGGGCGGCGACGAGGGCCGUGUGAUCGCCGCGCGUCCCUGUGCCUGUCCUCUCCUUCCACGGGCGCGUGGGGUCCGCCAUGGAAGCGCAUCCGGUCGCCGCCGGGGUCUCCCGGCACCGCGUCCCAGGCUCCCGGGAGCGAUGAGGGGGUAGACUAGAGGCAUUCCGCGACCCGCCUCUGCCCGCGCUCCGCCCGCCGGGGCGUGAAGAAGGGUCGGCCGGGUUGGCCCGCCGGCCGCGGUGUCUGCCCCGCGCCGCCCCGCCCCGCCCCCUGGGGGCGCCCGCCUCCCAUGCCGCCCCGGCGCCGCGCUGCGCCCGGAGCCCGCCGCUGAAGCCCCGGACCCGCCCGCCGGCCGCGCGCGCCCACCGCCCCGCCGCUCCGAGCCGGACGCCCCUCCACCCGCAAGAUGUGGCACAACGUCGGGCUGACCCUGCUGGUGUUCGUGGCCACGCUGCUGAUCGUCCUGCUGCUGAUGGUGUGCGGUUGGUAUUUUGUGUGGCAUCUUUUUCUAUCGAAAUUCAAGUUUCUGCGGGAACUGGUGGGAGACACAGGAUCCCAGGAGGGAGAUCAUGAACCUUCAGGGUCUGAAACUGAAGAGGACACUUCCUCAUCUCCACACAGGAUCAGAUCUGCUCGCCACAGGAGGGUGCCUGCUGAGGAAGGCCACUGACCCCCACCGUCAUCCUGUGGGAGUGGCUGAUGAGAGGCAGCGGUCCUCAGUCUUUGCAGUUGCUAAAAUAUGGAAGAGCAUUUGUACUUGGACUUCGAGUCCAAUUCAAAAAAAGAUUUACAUGUAAGCCAUAUGAACAUAAAGGGAAUUUAAACCAAAUUGGACCAUUACAAAUUUUAUGUUAAAGAUAAUCUUUUGCUUUACUAGCUUUUACUUAUAUACUUAUUCCUUGGCUCUUGGGCUUAUUGUUUUUGCACUAUUGUGAAUCUGUUAAACAUUACAGGCUUGAACACUGUAUUUUAUUAGUUCUAUAAUGUACCCCCCCCCCCGCCACAUUUUAACUUUUCUGAACUUGGGCUACAUCUCACUAUUCCUGUCAACCAGGCAAUAGUUGAUGUAAUUAUCCUAGCCUGUGUGUGUGUGUGUGUGUGUGUGUGUGUGAGUUCACAGGUUGUCAUAGUGUCAUCACUGUGUCAUUGCUAUCAAAUGUGUCAGAUUUAAUUGGCACUUAAAAAUGUCUUCUAAAAGAUUUCACUAUGAUUCAGCACUGAAAUGACGUUGUGUAUGCAGGCAAGCAUGGAAGCAGAGCAGUGGGGCAUACAUUUGAUAGUAGCGAAGCAAAUAUCCGUCGCUAGAGGAAUGACUGCAAUUCCAUAUUUUCUUGUAAAGCAACAGCAAAAUGCUUUAUAGGCCCUAAGAAGGGAAGACACCCACAAGUAAAGUUGUACGACAUUCUGUCACUGAGACACAUGCAGAAGGAUUGCCUGUCACACGCUGAGUGCUGCAGUGAAGGUGGGAGAAAUUGCCAAAAUCUUGGAAUUAAUGAAACACAACUCAAAGCAGCGAGAGGCUGGUUUGAUCGAUUCCUGUCAGGCAGGACCGUUGUCGUUAAGGUGUCAAACAUGUUUGUCCAAAGCUUCCUGCUGUCAUUAAGCAGAAGACAGUGGUAGAGCCUCCUUUCCAGAAAUGCUUUUGAAGACGCCAAGGGGGCUGUUGUGAGGAGAAGGCAGGUUUCAGUGACUGAUGUAAGAAGUGAUUCAGAAAAGUUGCACUCAGAGUAUGAAGUUAUAGUAUAACGUAACCAGUUUAUUUCAUAAUACUUACAUAUGCACAAGACUGUGAUAAAAGUCUGUUUAAUUCAAAAAGUUCUGUUUCAGUAAAUAUAAAAUAAACAUUCUAUGUGAUACGAAAGCAUUGUGUCAUAAUUUGAUGGCCUGUGUUUUUUCCUUAGUGAUAAAUAUGGUGCAUCUGACAAGUGAUGGUAUCUUAGCUUAAAUAAGAAACAGUUUGUACAUUUAUUUUUUUCUAGGAUAGCAGUUAAUUACUAACUUAAUUCUAACUCUUAUAAUGUUAAAAUAGCUAUCCUCUAUGAGACAUUUUUUUGGCAACCUAUUCAAGACUUGAGUAGCUUUGGAAUCUGAAAACUGUCUUCUACUUUAGGGAGGUAGGAUUAGUCACUCCCUUUGUAUGGAAGGACUUCAUGCUCAAGGCAUGUGUUGUGGAGAAAACACUUCUUCACAAAUAGCAAUUGAGUGGCGAGAUCCCAGAGACAGGAUUGAGGGAAAGUGGAGAGUGGGUGGAAAUGCCUGCUUUACUGUAAACUGACUUGCCAGGUCUGCAUGUUUGUCCUCAUUGAACUUUGGACUGAGGGUUUACUGGGGAAGAGAUAUGGAUUAAAGAACAUUUCUGUUUACUGUUACCUGCUUUGUACAAGAGUGAAUUGUAAAGCCAACUUAUUUUACUAAUUCAAGUUAUUUUUAUAUGUUUAACCUUCAUUUCUAAAGAACUAGUCACCACUAUUUUAUGAUGGUGUGUAAUUAUGUUUGGUACCUCAUACUUCAUGCUGACAGUUUUGUUAAUUAACAGUUUACUUGCUUUGACCCAAGUGAUAUUCCUGGUGCACACUUCUGUUGUCAUUGUAGCCUUUUGUAUAUAUGGAAAGGGAAAGAUCCCUAGCAGCUGAGAGUGGGGCAUAAUCUUUCUAUUUUCAUUUCCUUAUUGGAUGUCGUUUUCUAUUUUUAUGUAGGGAUUAAAAACAAUGACACAAGUUUCAUGCAUUAAUUUUAGUGCUUCCUACCAGCUAAAUAUUGCAUUAAAAUGAUAAUCAGUUAGGGGGAAAAAAAAGCCUAAAAAUCUUCUUGGUACUGGGAGGAUUCAAUUAGAUCUUUCAUAGUCUAGUAUUUUGAACUGUGGAUUCUGCUUUAUAGUGGACUAGAGGCUCAGUGCAUGGAUUUGUGCACUGGUGGGUUCCCUCGGCCUGGCCUGCAGGGAUCAGUGGACUUCUGCGCCGCCUCAGCCCUGCCUCACCUGCCAGCUCGUCAGGCUCCAGCUUGCUGUCUGUAUCGAUCCUGCACAGCAUGAAGUAGUGUGAGAAGUGGCAAGCGGCAGGGGAGGGGCCUGAGCCCGGACUGGGCGCUGCGCCGCUCCGGCUCAUCCUGGCCCUGCUGAGCCCACCACUGUGGCCACACUUGGGCAUGCAGGGGGAGUGCCCACAGGAGAGGCUCACACCACCCCAGCUGCACUCACCAGCUGUGAGCCUGGCGGCUGGCGCCCGUUUAUCAGCUGAGCGGUGCUCCAUUGUGGGUGUGCACUGACCACCAGAGGGCAGCUCCUGCGUUGAGUGUCUGCCACCUGGUGGUCAGUGCGCAUCAUAGCUGCCAGCCAGUUGUCCGGUUGUCUGGUCGCUUAGGCUUUUAUAUAUAUAGAUAUCUUAGGUUUAAAGAAUAAUUGCUGACAACUUUUAAGUAGUUGGCCGAGCUUCUAUACUGUAUCAGUAUUAAAAACUGAUGGCUGACGUAAUCCCCCAAAACCUACAAGUGUCAUCCACAAAUUAAUUUAAUCCAUGUAAAGGUAUAUAUCUUGGUAUUAAUAUUUAUGCUUCAAAAAUGUCUUUUUAAAAAUAAUUGUAAGAAAUGUUCUGCUUUAUUUUUGGGGGAAAUAUAGUCAAAAGCAUACUAACAGCUCACACCCUACCAUGUUUUAACUCUCAAGACAGUAAAAUCACUGAUGCCAAUAUGAAAAUCCUCCAAACUAAUUCCUUUGUUUAAAGCCUUUUCCUCCUCUGUACUCCUCUGCCCCCAAUAUUCUCACUAUAGUACAUAUUUCUAAGGCCACUGAAAGAGGAAAGAGAAAUAGUUGUUAGCAGAAUUAUUUGUGUGAUAUAGUGUUCGUUUUUUUACCCGUUUUAGAGCUUUUGUAGCUGAAUUUAGCGGAACUUCAUAAGGGCAUUUUCAGUUUCUCAGUAGAAGAUAGACUGGCCUGUGGUUAAUUUUAAAGUUCAGAAGUUCUGAGCAUUAAAAAUGUGGUCAAGUGUUAGUCGUGUCUAAAUAGUCAUUAACAAUGUUGUUGAUCAGGUAUACCAUCUUUUGAGGAGUAAUUCUAAAAUUGAGGACUGGUCAGUUGUUUUUAUUACCUUCCCAACUAACCAUUCCCAAGUCUUUCUCUCUGCCUCUGAAACUCUUGUGAAAAUUUCAGGUAUCAAAUAUAUUGGUAGCAUUACUCUGACUUAAAUGCCAAAAAACACUAAAUAUUUGUGUAGCACUAUUAAGUGAGGCUUUUAAUAUUUAUGUCCAGUUAAAAAUAGAAUUCAUUCAGUGGAUUUUAUAGUGUUGUUUUCAUGGUGGAAACAUAAAUAUGUAAUUUGGAGGCUAGCCAAUUCACAGGUGUGCCGACCCAUUUCUUUAGAUAUUACUGGGUUUUAAAACAGCUUCAAACUGUUACUUUGUUGAAAGUUGAGAAUAUAUUAAAUAAUGUUUUCACAAAUACGGCAUUUUAAAGCAAAACAGGUUAAGUGAUUUGAAAGUAGUGCAUUUUUACUUUUAAAAGUAACAUUUAAAAAAUUAUUUUAAGUCAGUGAUACAGUACUUUUUGAAGUCAGUUUUUCUGAAGUUAUGUUUUAAUGUAACAUCAUGUAACCAAUGUAACUUUAGAUUUUCACUGUAAACGUUUAUAUUUGAAGUUCACUUAAAAAGCCAAUGAAGCCUGGUUGGUGUGGCUUAGUGGUUGAGCGUUGACCUAUAAACCAGAAGGUCAUGGUUCCAUUCCUGGUCAGGGCACAUGCCUGGGUUAUGGGCUUGAUACUCAGUGUGGGGCGCACAGGAGACAGCCGAUCAAUGAUUCUCAUCGUUGAUGUUUCUAUCUCUCCCUCUUCCUUUCUCUCUGAAAUCAAUAAAAAUAUAUUUUUAAAAAAGCCAAUGAACAGUACUAAAAUAUUAUAGACUCAAGCAGCUAAUGGAAUAGUAUUUUGUUAUGGGGUCUAGAAUGAAAGCACCUUGUAUUGUCUGCUUCUAAAGUAUCUUACAGCUUUUAACUUACAGCAUAAAGAGUAACAUUUUUUUUCUUAAUAAAAGUUACAUUUUCCAUGUGUUAAUGUACAUGUGCUUCCUGUUUUAUGGCCAAUGUUGAAUAUUACCCUCCAAGUCAGUUCUAUGCAUAACCACUCACCAAAUACUGCUUCUGUGGUUUCUUAAAGGAGACAUUCUGUGCUGUGCUAUGACGCAUUGUCAUCUUGCUGCUUGACAAAUAAGUUUAUAAGGAAUUAAAAUUGUGUUAAUAGUCCUUUGUAUAAUAAUAUGUAAAAUUAGAGAUGAGGAAUGAUCAUUCACUGUUUUUGUUUUAAAACUGGUCAAUACUAUACCUAAAGCCUCUGUGGUUUGUUUAUAUGAUGUUUUAAUUGUUACUUUAAAUCGCACAGAAUAAAUUAAAAUGAACACAAAA
Myotis myotis is the source of this 5492-nucleotide messenger RNA. RefSeq names its product small integral membrane protein 13 (gene SMIM13). The record is from RefSeq and is a predicted model, not a curated record. The coding region runs from base 513 to 776 and encodes 87 amino acids. The transcript is spliced from 2 exons. Lineage: Eukaryota; Metazoa; Chordata; Mammalia; Chiroptera; Vespertilionidae.